Penicillium brevicompactum is the source of this 1005-nucleotide messenger RNA. RefSeq lists its product as uncharacterized. The coding region runs from base 1 to 1005 and encodes 334 amino acids. The transcript has a single exon. The record is from RefSeq and is a predicted model, not a curated record. Gene Ontology annotation, cellular component: cytosol; mitochondrion. Lineage: Eukaryota; Fungi; Ascomycota; Eurotiomycetes; Eurotiales; Aspergillaceae. Gene Ontology annotation, biological process: glycolytic process; glucose 6-phosphate metabolic process; intracellular glucose homeostasis. Gene Ontology annotation, molecular function: mannokinase activity; ATP binding; glucokinase activity.
AUGGCAGUCAUGAUUAACGACACAACGGCCACCUUUGCCUCCUUGGCAUAUUCCAUCCCUUCUUUGCCGAACACUCGGGUUGUUAUGGGACUCAUAGUGGGCGCGGGUUGUAACACCACUGUUCCUAUGAAAUUGACUCAUUUGCAUGAGUCAAAAGUGAAGAAUAUCCUUGAAAAACAUCCCGAUGCGCAAGAUGCACUUAUUUCAACGGAAUGGACUCUUUCCACAGCCGCAGCUCCGUUCGAUGAACUUGGCAUUCGAACAAGGUGGGAUCAUCAACUGGAUAGAAACUGCAAACGACCGGGUUUUCAGCCCAUGGAGUACAUGAUUGGUGGUUCCUACACCGGUGAACUGGUUCGAAUUGUCUGCCAUGACUGGUUCCACGGAGCUUUGGGCAUAGAGAAUUCGAAAUUACCAGUGAAGCUGGUAGAGGAAUACUCUCUCUCCACAGAUUUCCUCUCUCUAGUCGUGGCUCCCUCCAUAUCCGAUGAGAACCUAGCAACCGAGCUAUCCAAAUCCCUCCGACCGCCAACGGAUAGUGACUGGAUCUGGUCGCCUGAAUAUGCUCGGGCUAUUCGUAUCAUUGCUUCGGCAGUGCAAGAUCGGGCCGCUUCGUUGGUUGCAUCUGCCGUUGUCGGGCUUCUCGAUUGUACGAACGAGGUUACACUUUGCGACUCGGACUCCAAAGACUCGAACGGGUUCCAGGAUACCUCCAAAGCACACCAUCCUACAAACUUAUCAUCUACAUCGGCAUCAAUACCAGGUUGGGAUAGUGGCCCUGAAGAGCUUGCAGUGGCCUUCUCUGGUGGAGUAAUUCAACACUAUCCUCAUUAUAAAGAAAGUGUACAGAGAUGCAUUGAUCGCCUCUUACUGCGCGCUGGUCCGCAAGCAGGUGGAAAGAGUGUGUUUUUACGGGAGGCUAGCGACGGUGGUCUUAUUGGCACUGGUGUUCUGGCUGGUACUGCGUCAGGCGAAAUCGGUGAGAUCAAAGUCACCAUGACUUGA